AUGGAAGCUGCCUAUCCUUCUCAAUCAACCAUCACCACCCAUGUCAUCGCUGUACCAUACCCCGGCAGAGGCCACGUCAACCCAAUGAUGAACCUCAGCAAAUUGCUAGUCUCCAACAACCCCAACAUCCUCGUUACCUUCGUCGUCACCGAAGAAUGGCUCGGCUUCAUCGCCUCCGAAUCUAAGCCAAACAAUAUCCGAUUCGCUACCAUUCCAAACGUUAUUCCCUCCGAAGAGGGUCGAGCCAAUGACUUCCUUAACUUCCUCCAAGCUGUUAACACCAAAAUGGAAGAACCAUUUGAACGGCUACUCGACCAGCUUGAGCCACCACCCACGGUGAUUAUCUACGACAGCUUUCUGUUCUGGGUUGUGCGCGUUUCCAAUCGGAGAAAUAUUCCAGUUGCGUCGUUUUGGCCAAUGUCGGCGUCGUUUUUUCUUGUGCUUAAACAUUAUCAUCUUUUGGAGCAAAAUGGUGAUUAUCCAGUAAACUCAGAAAAUUGUGAUAAACGUGUGGAUUACAUUCCUGGAAACUCAUUCAUUCGUCUACUAGACUUACCACUCAAUGAUGCCAGCUUUCGUAGUCGUCGAUUAUUACAGUUAGCUUUGAAUAACAUACCAUGGAUAAAGAAAGCACAGUAUCUAUUAUUCCCUUCAAUAUAUGAACUUGAACCUCGAGCUAUUGAUGUUUUAAGACAAGAAUUUUCUAUACCAGUUUACACAAUUGGCCCUACGAUACCUUAUUUUCGUCACAACCAAAUUACCUCUGUAAGCACUGACCGUGAUUAUAUAAAUUGGCUAGACAAUCAACCAUUUGGUUCUGUUCUAUAUGUCUCACAAGGGAGUUUUCUUUCGGUUUCAAGUGAACAAAUUGACGAAAUUGCGAAUGGUUUACACCAAAGUGGUGUUAGAUUCUUGUGGGUGAUGCGUGAAGAAAGUUCUAAAUGGAAAAAUAUUUGUGGUGAUAAAGGAUUUGUUUUGCCAUGGUGUGACCAAUUGAGAGUAUUGAUGCAUAGUGCUAUAGGUGGUUUUUGGUCACAUUGUGGGUGGAAUUCAACUAGAGAAGGUUUGUUUUGUGGUGUUCCUUUUCUUACCUUUCCAAUCAUGAUGGACCAACCUAUGAACAGUAAGUGUAUUGUUGAGGAUUGGAAAGUUGGGUGGAGGGUGGAGAAGAAAGUUAAAGAGGAUGUUUUGAUAAGAAGAGAUGAAAUUGCUAAACUUGUUAAAAGAUUUAUGGAUUUAGAUGAUGAUGAAGGGAAGGGUACGAGGAAAAGAGCAAGAGAGCUUCAAAAAAUAUGCCAAUGUGCAGUUGCAAGUGGAGGGUCAUUAGAAAAUAAUAUGAAAGAAUUUCUUGGUCAUAUCUUACAUGGAGCCUAA
Molecule: messenger RNA, 1374 nt
Organism: Lathyrus sativus (Indian pea)
Lineage: Eukaryota; Viridiplantae; Streptophyta; Magnoliopsida; Fabales; Fabaceae
Source: the annotation of a GenBank genome assembly